ACCACUUGAUCAUGGUCAUAACAUUACUGGGUUUGCUUGUAAAUUGAUUUCGCCGGGUACUGCUGCUGGAUUCUAGUUGGGAAGAUUUGGGAAAUCGAUGGAACACCCAUGGAAAUACGGAAAUCAGUGGCGUUUCGGUCGAAAAUCAAUGGAAACUCAAUGGAGAAUUGGAAAAUCAUUGGAACAUCAUUAGAACAUCCAUAGAACAUCAAUUGCCAAGUGCAUCACCAAUUUCUGUUAGUAGAUUGGAUAGAUUUGGCUGAUUUUCUGAGAUUUUCCAUAGAACAUGAAUGGACAAUCCCCACUUCAAAUCCCAUCCGACUGAGGAUGUCCAAGCAGCAGAGAAGCUCUUGAGGGAGAAAGAGAAAGCUGUGAGCAACGAGGUUCACUCAACAGCAAGGUCUUCGAGUUCCAUCCAAGGUGACUUGCAAGCGUCAACUUCAACGGAUGGCCAGGAGCUGGCCGUUGGGAAGUGGGACUUCACGUGGCUGUUGCCAAAGGAGAAGUUAUGGUCCAAAGCCACCAAGACGGCCCUGUCUCUGGGUCUCCUGUUGUCCGAUCCCGACCUCGAAACGCACGACGACGACGAAGCCGACGAAGCUGAGCCGCUGGCUGAGCCGCCACCGAAACUCCGCACGCGUUCUGAGGGCGCCAAAGUCUUGCGCUCCAUACUGGUGCAGAAAGGUGGAUCUCAUCCUGGUGGAUCUCGGGUCGCGGUCGAAUCCCGCGACCGCCGCGUUUCCUUCGGAACGGACGCGCCGGCGCCCCGAUCGCCGGCGCCGAGAUCGCCGUCGCGGGGCCGGCGCAGCCGCCGCUUGCUGCGGGAACGCUUGCAUGGCUACAGCUGAGGCCGGUGCUGUGUUCUGG
Messenger RNA from Cladocopium goreaui, 867 nucleotides. Lineage: Eukaryota; Dinophyceae; Suessiales; Symbiodiniaceae. The record is from the annotation of a GenBank genome assembly.